AUGGCGCGCUGGCCCGGCUCGCUGGAGUGCUGGGCGCCUGUGCUGGAGGAUCUUGCGCCGCUGCUGACGCGCCGGGUUGAGUGGGUUGCGCUCGACUUCUCCGGCCACGGCGCGUCAACAUCGUCUCCGCCGACGGGGCGGUGGGACGAGUACCACGUGGCCGAGGCGCGGGAGGUGCUUCAGUCGGAGCUGCGUGCUGUCGCUCCGGCGUCGCGCACCGUCGGAGUGGGCCACUCCAUGGGCGGCGCCGUGCUGGCUGCGCUCGAGCUGCGCCAGCCUGGCUCGCUUGCUCGCGUGGCGGCCAUUGAACCGCCCAUCUUCCCGGCCGCCGCGCGCUGCCUCGGGCUGCCCCUCGUCGCCAGCGAGGUGGCGGCGGGGUACGACGGAGGCGCCGCCGUCACGCUCGUCACCUGCUCCGCGUCGCGCUUCUCGCCGUUGCUGCUGCCGGGCAGCGGUCCCGCCGCCUACUCGCUCGUCGCGCAGACGCUGCGCGCGGGCGUGGUCCGACUGCCAGGGGCGAGCCACCACCUGGUCGUGCAGGAGCAACCGGCGCUGGUGGCGAGGCUCGUAGCGGAUGAGGUAGCUGCGAUCGUCUAG
Messenger RNA from Emiliania huxleyi CCMP1516, 597 nucleotides. RefSeq lists its product as hypothetical. Lineage: Eukaryota; Haptophyta; Isochrysidales; Noelaerhabdaceae. The transcript is spliced from 3 exons. The coding region runs from base 1 to 597 and encodes 198 amino acids. The record is from RefSeq and is a predicted model, not a curated record.